This is a messenger RNA of Maniola jurtina (meadow brown), 893 nucleotides long. Its product is annotated as ribosomal RNA processing protein 36 homolog. The record is from RefSeq and is a predicted model, not a curated record. Lineage: Eukaryota; Metazoa; Arthropoda; Insecta; Lepidoptera; Nymphalidae. Gene Ontology annotation, cellular component: 90S preribosome; nucleolus. Gene Ontology annotation, biological process: maturation of SSU-rRNA from tricistronic rRNA transcript (SSU-rRNA, 5.8S rRNA, LSU-rRNA). The transcript is spliced from 4 exons. Bases 151 to 870 code for a protein of 239 amino acids.
AACUCUUUGGUUUAAAUUGGUUUACACUUUACAUUUAAUUUUAUAUCAUUUUAUAUGUUUUUCCAAUUUCCAAAACUUUCCAAAAUAACCAUAAAACUAGUUUCUUUCAUUUGAUUGGUAUAUUUUAAAAGUUUCAAAAUAUUUGGAAAAAUGUCUAAGAUGCAUGAAAAUAUAAACAAUUCAGACUUAGAACAAGAUAAUGAAAGAGUGGCUAUCAGGAAUGAGUUAUCAAGUUUAUCCUUCGAAGAUCUUCAGAAACUUAAAGAGAAAAUUGGCGCAAAAGUGUACAAAGAAGUUAUUUUUGGUAAGAAACAAGCUGGGAGUCAUGAGGCAAAAACAUUCAAGAGAGAAAAUAAAAACAGACCUCGAGAAAUGAGCUCUAAAAAACCUGUGCCAAUGUUUCAAAAUGUUUCUGUACCUUUAAAGAAACAAGAGAUUAGAGAUCCAAGAUUUGAUCCACUUUGUGGUACUUUCGAUAAGAAAGAAUUUGCUGAGAACUACAAUUUUCUAGCCAAUGUCCGCAUAAAUGACAUCAAAGCCAUAAAAAGUGAGUUGAAACAGACGACAGAUCCUGAGAAGGAGCAGAGUCUGCGUCGCUUACUGCAGCGGCUCAAUGAACAACAAAAGGAUGUUAAAAGGCAGAAGUUAGAAAGGGAGAAAAGACACAUGCAAAAGAAUGAAGUUGAAACAGAGUUCAGAGAGGGGAAACAGCCUCAUUUCAAAAAUAAAUCGGAGGUACGUGUCGAGUCUCUCGUGAAGCAGUAUGAAGAGCUGAAGAAACAAGGAACCGGCCGUUUGCAGAGGCAUCUGAAACGCCGCCAGCAAAAAAUUAAAAAGCGUUCCUUUAAAACUCCUGUAAAUGCUAAUUAAUAAAAUCCAUGGUUUUAAACGCA